Messenger RNA from Aspergillus calidoustus, 615 nucleotides. NCBI's taxonomy places the organism in Eukaryota, Fungi, Ascomycota, Eurotiomycetes, Eurotiales, Aspergillaceae. The record is from the annotation of a GenBank genome assembly.
AUGGAGCAGGCGGGCACGACCAGCCACCGGCGGGCCAUGUUCCGGCAGUCCAGCGUGGAGUGGCAUGAGUUUUUAGGGUUCCCGUGGGAGGAGGAGGACGGUCAUAGUCACCACCACCACCACCCCCCCGCAGGCCAGGCGGCGGCCGGCGCCCCGAGCGGUUCGCAAGCAGUUAGGGUUAGGGUUAGCCCGCCAGACAGUACCCCAAGCGGCUCGCAAGCAGUUGGGGUUAGCACCCAGCCGCCAGGACAUGGAGAUAUUAGGGUUAGGGUUCACCCGCCCGCCGUAUUAGGCAAGCGGAAGCGGGCACCGUGGCGGGCCGAGGCUGAGGAGCACCAGUGGGAGCGACGGCAGCAGCUGCAGACCAUGGACAUGACCGCCGCGAUGCAGCAGAUGACCGGGCAGGCCCGCAUGCAGUUCCGCGGCGUGCAGGCCAGCGCCAUGGCCGCCAUCCAGCAGGGCCGCAGCCCGGUGGUGGCCAUCAUGCCCACGGGGGGUGGCAAAAGCAUGUUAUUCAUGUUGCCCGCGUGGGCCGUGCCCGGCGGCACCACCAUCGUGGUGGUCCCGUUGAUAUCGUUGCGCCAGGACAUGGCGCGGNCUAUAGAGCAGGCCUAG